AACCGACUGUCUAACACUCUUACACAGUAUAUCAGGGUGUCAAGAAGGGAAAACGAGUCUCGUGAAUUAUAAAACUGGAAGGAUUUCAAAAGAUAGAAAAGUUAAAAGAGGACUGUGCUUAAGUAAGAGUCGCAGAAAGAAAAUGGAGAACAACCUAGCUGUUAGCACUGUCGCCAUUCCAAUGGAUAGUUAUGACCGCCGACCUUCAGCAUGGUUCAGGGAAAGUUUUGGAUUAUUGGGAAAAUAUGGAAAAAUUUCUAAAGAACAAUUUGUUAGAGCGUCUUGUGAUAUAGGGGAUUUAAGCUCAAAGUUGUAUGGCAUGUUUGAUCCAAAAAAUGUUGGAUAUGUACAAGUUCAAGAAGUUGUUGGUUCUUUUAGAUUGUUAUAUCUACGGAGCAAAACUGGUAAUGGAAAAGCAAACACAAAAUCAUUCAUUUGGUUAAGGAAUAGUGUGGAGUAUCUAGCAGAUUCGAAUGGCAAUAUUCCAUCUGAAAAACUAAAAGAAGAAAUGACGAAAGCAAAAUUUAUGGAGAAUUUUUUUAAGCUUUUGGAUGUUAAUAAUGAGGGCGAAAUUAGUUUGAGCCAAAUUGUUGCAGCAAUCGACAGAAUUGAAUGCUCCUCGACAGAUUCCAAGUGGUAUGAAUGGAUCGAAGAAAAAUUUUCAGUGGACAGCAAUGAAUCACGUUUAAUCACUCUAAAGCAAUUUAAGAAAGGACUUCACAUUGAAAAGAGUUUUUUUGCCGAACGAUUUUUCCAUUUGUUUAAAACGGACUUAGUUGAGGAGGCAGAUUCAAUUUCAAUGAAAGAUUUGUGCCAGGGACUAGAAAUGUUAACGAAUGGAAGUCAAAUAGAAAAGUUGAAGUUUUUAUUUAAAGUUUAUGAUAUUGAUGGCAAUGGUAAGCUUGAUCGGAAUGAAAUGAAAACAGUUCUGGAAUCAUGUGUUGAAGAAAGUUCUUUAAGCAUGGAUCAGCAACAAGUUGAAGAUCUAACAGACGUUUUGUUUGAAGAGUCUGACAAAGAAGGAAAAGGAUUUAUUACAUUUGAUGAGCUGCAAAGUUUUCUUGAUAAAUUUCCAGGAAUUGCCGAAAACCUGACCAUCAGUGCUGGUAAAUGGUUGACCCCACCUCAAAAGUCAAAGAAGAAAACAGUCUCAAGUUAUAUUCCAAAAUAUUUUACUUGGAACUACAUUAGCAACAACCCGGAACGCGUGGGUUUUAUUACUUUUUAUCUUCUUAUUAACGCUGCCCUUAUGGUAUGGGUUGGCAUUGAAAGAGCACCAAUGGGAGUAUUUGUUGUUUUGGCCAGAAUCCAUGGCAUGUGUUUGAAUCUUAACUGCACAUUUAUUUUUGUGCUCAUGUUAAAAAUGAGCUUGACUUGGCUAAGAUCAACGUCGUUGAGGAAAAUACUGCCGAUAGAUGAUCAUAUAAUGUUUCAUAAACUCGUUGGUCUCUUUAUUAUCUAUCUCAGUUUUGGUCAUACAUUGGGUCAUGUUGGCUUUUACAUUGACACACCAGGAAUGAAAGAUAACAAUGCAACAUUAGCUGUUUGGGAAUAUCUUUUUACAACACGAGGAAAGCAAGGAUGGUUUGAAAACCUUGCUGGAAUCACAGGAGUUAUUUUAAUACUUAUACUCGUCAUUAUGGGGAUUUUUUCUUUGCCAUUUGUUCGAAGGAGUGGACAUUUUGAGAUAUUUUACUGGACUCAUCAUCUUUUCAUCGCAUUCUGGAUAUUAAUUAUACUUCACGCUCCAAAUUUCUGGAAAUGGAUUAUUGUUCCAGGAAUCCUUUAUAUAGUCGAAAGAAUAAUUCGUCUACGAUGGUUCAACCUCGCAAGAUAUGGACGAACGUUUAUUGAAGAAGGAAUCACUUUACCAUCUAAGGUAACACAUCUUGUAAUCACAAGACCUCCAAACUUUAACUUCAAACCAGGAGAUUAUGUUCAUAUCAAUAUUCCAGAAAUUGCUAGUAAUGAAUGGCAUCCAUUUACAAUAAGCAGUUCUCCAGAACAAGAAGACGUUUUAUGGGUACAUGUGAGAGGUGUUGGUACAUGGACCAAAAAGUUGUAUGACUACUAUGAAAAAGAAAUUGACAAUGAAGAACAAAAUGAAGGUAAAAAAAGGUCAACCAUCAGACGAGAAAGAACUCAUCGGGCAAAAGAUCGUGAUAGAUAUAAAGAAGACAUUGGUGAAGACAAUGAUGGAGUUGUAUCGGAAAACAAUGAUAAUAAUGAGAUAAAAGAAUCGGAGAACACAAUGACAGUUAGACGUCGCAAGUCACCUUCACAAAAUCGAAAGAAAUUGAGAAUUUAUGUCGACGGGCCGUAUGGAGCACCCUCAGUUCAUAUCUUUGAAGCUGAGCAUGCAGUAUUGAUUGCCGGCGGUAUCGGUGUUACACCAUUUGCUUCCAUUCUUCAAAGUAUAAUGAAGAAAGUUCAAAGUGCAACUAACGAUUGUCCACUUUGUCACCAUAAAUGGGUUGGAGCAAUGCCUCAAGGAUUGCAAAAACUUAGAAAGGUUGAUUUCUACUGGAUAAAUCGUUGCCAGCGCUCAUUUGAAUGGUUUCUUAGUUUAAUGAAUGAAAUAGAAGUUCAACAAUGCUGUCAAGGUUUGAAGAAAAAUUUCAUCGACAUGCACAUACACAUGACGUCAGCUUUAAAAAAAGAUGAUAUGAAAGGACUGGGUCUACAGUUAGCAUUAGAUUUAAUUCAUGAAAAGAAUUCUGUGGAUAUGAUUACUGGCUUGAGAACGAAAACAUCACCAGGAAGGCCUAACUGGGAUAAGGAAUUCGAAAGGCUUUACAAUGAAAAACAAGGCAAAGUAACUGUGUUUUUUUGCGGUGCACCAGUCAUGGGCAAAGUGAUCAAAGUUUACUGCAGAAAAUAUGGAUUUGGGUUUCGAAAAGAAAAUUUCUAAUUCCAAAUCGCGAUGUUACCAACAAUAUUUACUCGUAAAUGAAAAACAGCAUAACAAAAAUUCAGUCUCUGGUAGAAAACAUACGAUAAUUUCUGAUAUAAAUUCAUUGACAGUAAAAGAAAUAUAGCAAAUGACAUUUGUAUAACAAAUGAAAUUGUAAGAAAACCUACGAUAUGAAUCAUAACAGUCAUAGUUAAAUGUAUAUAGGUUUGUCUGUAAAUUAAUUUAAAGAAAAGCAUUAAUUGCUGAUAUACAAACAUAGCACAAAUAAAUAGGAAAGACAGCAUGGUCAAAUAGUACGUAUUUACUAUACAUAUUUCUAGCCAAAGAAUAUACUGUAGUAUUGUAUACAAAGAAAAACACUUGGUGUAGCAACUUUAGAAACAUUUUUCAUACGAUAUAUUCAACGUUCAACUUUUUCCAACUGACACUUUUAUGAAAUAUAAUAGAAAACAUCAUCUUGUAAACUAAAAA
Xenia sp. Carnegie-2017 is the source of this 3385-nucleotide messenger RNA. Its product is annotated as NADPH oxidase 5-like. NCBI's taxonomy places the organism in Eukaryota, Metazoa, Cnidaria, Anthozoa, Malacalcyonacea, Xeniidae. The transcript is spliced from 16 exons. The record is from RefSeq and is a predicted model, not a curated record. The coding region runs from base 143 to 2911 and encodes 922 amino acids. Gene Ontology annotation, cellular component: plasma membrane; NADPH oxidase complex. Gene Ontology annotation, molecular function: superoxide-generating NAD(P)H oxidase activity; calcium ion binding. Gene Ontology annotation, biological process: superoxide anion generation; defense response.